Coregonus sp. 'balchen' is the source of this 553-nucleotide messenger RNA. The record is from the annotation of a GenBank genome assembly. NCBI's taxonomy places the organism in Eukaryota, Metazoa, Chordata, Actinopteri, Salmoniformes, Salmonidae.
AUGACUGUAACUGUAGUGGCUGGUAUUCUGGAAUCCAGCCUGUGGGGUAUCUGUGACCUUUCCCUCAUACGAAAAUAAAUGUAAAGUGUACUAGGAUCAAAAUUAAACAAACACAUGAUGCAGAUUGACCUGCCAACAAAACGGGAAGAAGUUAACCUUGUCGUUAAACUUGACCCUUUUUCCAUGGAUUUGUUUGUCUAAAAAUAACGAAUAGGCAUCCGCAAUUAACACCUCUUUCCAUUACAUUGACUGUAACACAACACAAUACCAGACCACUCAACAUAAGGAACAAGGCACACCAACUUGCCACAACAAAACCUGACCCAGAUGCAGCAAGAGUCUGACCUAGCACAGGAGGACUACAAGCCUGAACACACUGUACUUGGGACUACUCACAGUUUCCAUUGAACACAGUCAGUCAACAUCACUCUAUUGUAAUAUGCACAAAUUGUAUGAUUCAUGUUUUGGGAUUCCACGCUUUGAGAUUCUUCGCUAUUACUCCCAAGAGUUCCAGCUAUUUGCUUUGUUGUUCUGUGAUAUCUGUCACUCUUAA